AUGUCUCAGACUAACAGAUUGAUGAUAUUUCCGACACGAGGCAACGUCGUGAUGUUGAAAGGACGCGUCGCCGUGGCGACAAAAGGCCACCUCCUGAUGAAACGUAAGGCCGAUGCGUUGCAGUCGCGACUGCGUGUCACGUUGCAAAAAUUGAUACAAGUGAAAAGUGAGAUAUCGGAGGCGAUAAGGGAGGCAGCGUUUUCAUUGGCCGAGGUACGUUUCGUGACGGGUGAAACGAUGAGCAUAGCCGCCGUGAUACUCGAGGCAGUCGGUGAAAAGGCCAGAACGAGAAUACUGACGUCCAAGGUGAACGUAGCCGGUACAAUCAUAACCGUAUUUGAAUGCUACCAGGACGGUAUCGACGUCUACGAGUACGCCGGUCUUUCCCGAGGUGGUCAGCAGCUAGCUACCGCGAAGCAAAUGUUUCUACAAGUGAUAAAACUCGGCGUCGAGCUCGCCUCCCUCCAGACGGCGUUUCUGACGCUGGAAAAGACACUGAAGACGGCGAACGUCAGGGUAGCGGGAAUGAAGCACGUCGUAAUACCGAAGAUCGAAUCGACUCUCAAGUACAUUGUAUCGGAGAUCGACGAGAUGGACCGUGAGGAAUUUUACAGAAUAAAAAAGAUCAAGAAGAAAAAGCUAAAGAAAAAUGAGGAAGAGGAGAAUUCGUUGGACGACGAAAAGAGGAUACAGGAAGUUGUUCCCGAGUCAUCGGUCAAACCUCCGUCGUCAUCGGUGACGAAGUCGGCCAAGAUUGUUCGAAGAUCGUUCUGCCCGUGUCACCAGAUCGCAGUAUACAUCCCGUUGUUAAAUACAACGAAAUUGAGAAAAAAAUAA
Neodiprion fabricii is the source of this 837-nucleotide messenger RNA. Its product is annotated as V-type proton ATPase subunit D-like. The coding region runs from base 1 to 837 and encodes 278 amino acids. NCBI's taxonomy places the organism in Eukaryota, Metazoa, Arthropoda, Insecta, Hymenoptera, Diprionidae. Gene Ontology annotation, molecular function: proton-transporting ATPase activity, rotational mechanism. The record is from RefSeq and is a predicted model, not a curated record. Gene Ontology annotation, cellular component: proton-transporting V-type ATPase complex. The transcript has a single exon.